Messenger RNA from Branchiostoma floridae (Florida lancelet), 4918 nucleotides. RefSeq names its product laminin subunit alpha-like. Lineage: Eukaryota; Metazoa; Chordata; Leptocardii; Amphioxiformes; Branchiostomatidae. The transcript has 26 exons. Bases 740 to 4291 code for a protein of 1183 amino acids. The record is from RefSeq and is a predicted model, not a curated record.
ACUUCAGACCUUUCUGUACUUAAGUGUACUUGCAAGUUGUGCUGUUCUAAAAUACACCCAGCUUUCCAUGGGUUCCGAGGAGAUUGGCUGUCGCACAACUCUUUCCCAAUAGUGAACGUCGAAAGAUACUUAUUUUUUGUCAGUCUUGCUGCAAGUCUUGGAUUACCUGGCUGGUCCCGAGACUCGUCGCACACGUACGUGUACGUGACAGCACCCAACGCUACCGUCCUCGCCAAAAUCCGUGCUACGGCUGCGCUGGGAAUCCAUGGGAUUACACCUGCCUUUCAUCGAGUUUCUGCGCACUGCCACCGACAGAAACUACAGCAUGUUCUAGAAGCGCACCAGGCCCUUGAACAUUGUGAUUUUACAGCACAUGCAACGUCGUGGGAGUUCUGUGACUCAUUGUUUCACCACAGGACACCGUCACGUGGACUUUUGGCCACCGUAGCCAAAAACCACUGACAUUGUGGUUUAGUUUUCAUAUAUCGUGACAACAUUGGCUUAUCAUAGUAGUCGAACAUCGUGCCCUCGCCACAGGAGGCCUUUCUGAAUAAUUACAGUUUCACCGAUAAACGGUAGGCAGCGCUGAAUUCCUCAUGGUUGUUUGAAUGCACAUCCUGGAUACACUUCUACAACGUCCUGAUAACAAACAAUAUUUGCGGCUGAUCCUGGAUAAAGAUCGAGUUACAACAACAAACACGAGAAAAAGCUUCUGCGCUGGUCGAAAACAGUUGUUAAAAUGCAACCACCUUUCAAAACAUAUAAAGAUUACAAUCAAAUGACAAAUCAAAGAGCUAUGGCGUGGGCACUUGUACAGGUGUUGGGAGCAUUGUUGUUGCUGAGAUUUCCUUCAACGGAUGCUGGAAGCUUAGAAUGCACAACCGAGGCAGCUGACGACAUCUGCGAGGUGUCUAAGGAACUUUUCAGGAAAUUUUCCAACGACUUGAACUGGGAGAUGCGUGUCCUUAAAGACGCAGAGACAGACAAAGUCGUCCUGGAGAGACUCACGGAGACCAAUCGGAACGUGUCGGAGGAAGUUCAGAGGUGGGUGGCCAAGAUGACCAAGGACACGAGAAAGGCUAUAAUGGAUUCAAUGCCAAUAGACUUUUUGGCGGAAAAGAUUGCAGUAUACAGCAUCUCCACCAAGAACAGCGCCACCAUGACGGAGAAGAGGUCCAACUCGGUACUGCAGCGAGGUAGCGGGCUGAAGGACAGGAGAGGCCGUUUAGUAGAUGAUUUGGAAGAGCACUUGUCAGAUACAAGAAAAACCCUCCGUCAAGCCCGCCAAGACGUUUACACAAUGCAGUCCGGGAAGGUCUCUAACUUCAAUCCCAUUCUAAGAAGGGCAUACCUGGAAAAAGUGGCAGCUGAGGAAACACGAGACGACUCUAAGAGCUGGGUCAUCACCAGAAUAAGGAACAAAGAGGUCGAGUUUACAAAGAGCCUGGAUGACCUCGCACAGCAGGUGGACAGAGCGGAUGAAAAGGUGAGAAUAGCGGAGCAGCUAAACGCGGCUAACGCUGACCGCCCCCGCCGGGACCUGAUGAACACCGUGCACGGGGAGGGGAACAGCCUCAUCGCGGCAGUCAGUGCCGCCCGACGGGUCAGGGAAGAUGUGGAGAGGGCUCUGGACGGCGCCAAGGAGUUAAAGAACAUCUUGAAGAACAACUCCCGACAGACUGUGGCCACCAUCGCCAUGUACGAGCGGGUGCAGGAGGUGGGGGACAUGUCUGUCGUGGAGAACCGGACAGAAGCAGCAAAACAGCAUGCCGAGUACCUGCUGAACAAGACCAGGGACAUAGAGUGGCUAAGAUCUAGUGGAGGAAUUGUAUCCCAGAAGGCAUUGCAGGCCCUGGUGACGUAUCAAAACGUGGCUGACAUGAUAAAGGAGGCGGACAAGUUCUCAGCAGAGGCCCUCACGUUCGAGAAUAUUUCUGACAUCAAAAUCCGCAACCCAAAGCGAAAAAGUAGUAUCUGGAUGGACCAAGCCCUCGGCCGGAAGUCCACAGUUGAUGACGGACUGAAGCCCCGCGCAGACGCCUUGAUGGAGACCACUGCUACUAUGACAUGGAAGCUUCACAGCGGGAGGGAUCAGCUGAAAAACAUAGAGGCAGCUCUCAACAGGUGCAGAAGUCCGGACCCGCCCAUUUACCGGAAAAAGAAGAUCAACAGGAGCAAGCGGAAAGUCGCGCGGGCGAACGCUGCAAUCGAAGAUAUCAUUUCAGGAAAAUACUUGGUUGAUGUUGGACUGUCAAAGCAUGCAAGGAGUGUGAGCAACUUGGAGGAGGCCCUGCGAUGGUCCGAGCGACAUUCUAUCAAGGAGGAUCUUGCUGACACAAAAAGCAAGCUGAGUAGCAUGCAUUCAAGUAUCGCAGAAGCGAAAGAGAUCAAAGAGGAGCUGCAAAUGCAAUUCGCCUACACCAGCGCUGUUGUGGACAGGGACAGGGUGACCGAGAGCAUCAAGGCCAUUCAGGACAUGAUCAGGAAGGCUCGGUACAAGGCUGCGCAGAUAGCCAUUCCGAUGAACUUCGGACGGACUAGCAUUGCCAGUCGACACGGUACAGCCGUCAGACUUGAGCAGCCGGAGGUCCUGGAAAACCUGUCCAACCACAAGAACUACUUCACUCUGUCAUUGGACGUCAAACCCAAGGACCAUGAUGGAACGAUAUUGUUCAUUGGUGAUCCAAAAAAUGCUACCGGGGAUUACUUCGGGCUGGAGCUCGUGGCGGGGAAGGUGCGGGCGUCCUUUGACCUGAGCGGCGGGUCCGGUCGCUUCUUCGUGUCCGCCUACCGCACCAACCUGGCCCUGGACAGCUGGUGUAAUAUCAAGGUCGAAAGGGUUGGUAAUUUUGCCAAGGUCAAGGUGGAGUCAGACAUCACCAACCUGGAGACUUCCGGAACUGACGGGUCCAACUACAUCCUGUUUGACCUCCCGAGGGAUGCUGGGAUAUGGGUCGGAGGCGUACCGGAAGGCUCAAACCUCCCAGAAAAUAUGGCGUUGGAGGGAAAAAGCUUCACCGGAAAUAUUGACAACCUGAAGAUUGGGGAGAUUCCCAUCAGCCUCUGGAACUUUCGAGAACACCACAAGAUGCUGUCCCCUACCGUCAAGCCUGACAGGAAAAUGAAAGCCUCCAAGUCCUACCGGAGUGUUUAUCUUGACGGCAGCGCCUACAGCUACACCAACCCUGACCGGACGUCUUCUGUAGAUAUCUUCAAACAGGAGAACAUCGUGCAGAUGAUGAUCAGGCCUGUCAGCGAGGAAAGUCUGCUGUUCUUCCUGGGAGACAAGUCUUAUUAUAUCUCCCUGGAGCUGCUCGCCAACAGACUUGUGGCGAAGACAAAGUUGGGCAGCGGAAACCCUCCUGCAGUGGUUCAGUCGGAUAACACUGUCACAGACAUGCUCAAACAGCUUUCCAUUGGGUUCAUACAGAUCACCGCGCUGACCAACACCGCCACGCCUCAGUGUGACGGACACGUCUCGCAGCGGUUUCUGGCUCUCAUUACUAACCAGGAUGUCAAGUGUGUGGAGAUGGAGCUGCCGUCUGAUGAAGCUUCGCAGGAGAUCGGCAGCCAGGCCUACAUCGGAGGUCUCCCACCGUCGUUACGACCCAAUGAGAUAUCAUCCGAGGUGUACGAGGGAUGUGUGAAGAACCUUCACAUCCAGCGGAUGUACAGGCAGAUAGAAAUCUUCAACGGUGGCAUCAUAGGUGGCUGCCCGUCAUUGGUCCAGGAGCUUCACUUCACCAACCCUGACACUAACUACCUGGAGAUGGCCUGGGUGAGCGGGCGGUCCGUGUACCGGAACUUUGACGCCACCUUCGCCUUUCAGACAAGUCUGGACAGCGGCCUGAUGCUGUACGUGAUGGGAGACACAGAGAAAAACUCUUGGGCGGUGUCUAUGACCAAUGGAAGUGUGAUGUUUGCGAUGUUCGGGGACCCAACAGGAGAAGCGAAAAGAAUGACGAGUGUGUCACGGUACGACGAUGGGAAGGAACACUACGUCAGGGUCUCUAAAGAAGGCACGAGAUUGACUAUGCAUAUAGAUGACAAAAGGGACAUCCCAGCCACUGAAGUGGAGGAUACUCUGCUGCAGACCCCGCACCUUCUGCUAGGGGGCGUGGCUCCCGGAAUGGCUCCCUUGACGACAGGACAGACAUGGCUCGUGGACAGCAACGACCGAUUUGUCGGAUGCAUGAAGCACUUGCUUGUGUCAUAUGACAAUACAAGAGGAGAGGUCAUAGACUUUGUGAACAAGGAGCGACGUCAAGACGUCACAUUUGGAUCUUGCUGAGGUUAAUAUGCAAGGUGAGAAAUUAGCGUGAUGUCCACGCGAAAAAGAGACACCUAGCGGAGCAGCGUCAUCCUCCAGCUGAAGUCACCCUCUAAGCUUGACCGGCUCCCUGUUUUGGACCAAGAUAUCUAUGCCCACCGAUACGCUAAGUCAAUAAUAAUUUCCAAAUAAUCUGAACAGUCAAACCUGUAUUCAGUAACAAGUGGUUGUUAAAAACGGGGCUGUGACUCGAGGUGGUUUGCGCCAGGUCGUAUUUAUGAUAUGACAGCAUGCGUGCUGGUUAUUGACUAAAAAUUAUUUCCAAAUGGGACAGUGACCAAUCUGACUCAUUGAUCAUAACGGGAAUAUUUGAUAUGCCUUGAUACUGCAGCGUUGAUAAUAUUCGACAGGAACUAUAUCAUUGCAUAAUGAUAAGACGGCAUAUAAGCAACUUUUGUAAAUUAAAAUUUAUGAACAGGAUUAACAACUUUUGGUUCUAUAUUUUUUCUAAUUUAUUGAGAUGUAAUUAUAAGAAAGUAGGUAGUCUAGAAGACGGUGAGGACCAUACCAUGUGUUAAUCAGUAUAGAACAGUAUAAAAUAGCAUCUUCCUUUCAGUAGAAAAAUAAACAUAGUUCAGCUUAGAAAUA